GGAGGAGGAGGGGAAGGGUUGCAAGAGUUGAUAUGUCCACCAUCUUGAAAAGUCGCCUAUAGUGCUGAGCAAUUUUCCCGCCUGACUGGAUUGGGUUAUUUUGUCGUAUAAGGAGGAAGAGUGUUCUGUACAGAUUUCUCUUUAAUGUAGUCAGGACACCCUGUAAUGGGCCAGAAGCUGAAGCUACUAAGAAUUGUUUUAUUUUCUUAACCUUUUAUCUCAUUUUAACAGGGACCCAGCUUUCAGUUGGAAUGUGAUGGACUAAUCUUCUUUGCCUUCACCUGCCCCCGUUGAAUGAGAACCCCCUAAUGUCAUCUUGCCUCGAAGAAACAUUCUGACCUUUCACAGUAACAUGUUUGCAGCACCAAGUAUGUUUUGGAAGUUCGACCUACAUUCUUCAUCUCACAUAGACACCCUCUUAGAAAGAGAUGAGGUGACACUAAAGGAGCUCAUGGACGAGGAGGACAUUCUGCAAGAAUGCAAAGCCCAGAAUCGUAAACUUGUGGAGUUUUUAUUAAAAUCUGAAUGUUUGGAAGAUCUGGUGACGUUCAUCACCGAGGAACCUCCACAGGACAUGGAUGAGAAAAUUCGCUACAAGUACCCCAAUUUAUCUUGCGAGUUACUGACCUCAGAUGUGUCGCAGAUAAAUGACAGACUUGGCGAAGACGAGUCUUUACUCAAAAGACUAUACAGCUUUCUUUUAAACGAUUCACCGUUGAAUCCAUUGCUCGCCAGCUUCUUCAGCAAAGUUUUAAGCAUUUUAAUCAGCCGGAAACCUGAACAGAUUGUAGCCUUUUUAAAGAAAAAAGAUGAUUUUGUUGACUUGAUCAUAAAACAUAUAGGAACCUCUGCUAUUAUGGAUUUGCUGCUAAGACUUCUCACGUGCAUUGAGCCACCACAACUAAGGCAAGACGUCUUAAAUUGGCUAAAUGAAGAGAAGAUAAUUCAGAGACUUGUAGAGUUAGUUCACCCCACUCAGGAUGAGGAUAGGCAUUCAAAUGCAUCGCAAUCUCUUUGUGAAAUUAUACGUCUCAGCAGAGAUCAGAUGUUACAAGUUCAGAACAGCCCGGAACCAGACCCCCUUCUGGCUACACUAGAAAAACAAGAAAUUUUAGAACAGCUAUUGUCAAAUAUAUUUGUAAAAGAGAAGAAUGACUCUGCGAUCGUCAGUGCAAUCCAAAUACUGCUCACUCUGCUAGAAACUAGACGUCCAGCAUUUGAAGGGCACAUAGACCUCUGCCCUCCAGGUCUCAACCAUUCUGCCUUUUCAGUUAACAGAACAGUUUUGACUGCCAUUCAGGAAAAGCUUCCGUCCUUUCACCAGCUCCUCCUGGACCCUCCAAAAACGGAUGUCAUGAAGACAACAUGGGGAGUAUUAGAUCCACCUGUAGGGAAUACUCGGUUACAUGUGAUCAGACUAAUAGCCAGUCUACUACAGACUAACACGCGCAGCAUUAAUAUGGAGAUAAUUGAAUUAAACACUAUAGGAGUUAUUUUGGAUAUGUUUUUUAAAUACACAUGGAACAAUUUUCUUCACACGCAAGUGGAAAUCUGCAUUGCUUUGAUACUUGCUAGUCCCUGUGAGAAUACAGACAGCACGCUUAGUGAGCAGAAUGCUGCAGGAGACCACAUCUUAUUAAAACAUCUCUUUUUGAAAUGCCACUUAAUAGACAGAAUACUUGAAGCAUGGGCCUUGAAUGAAAAGAGACAGUAAGUACUUUAA
Molecule: messenger RNA, 1723 nt
Organism: Bufo gargarizans (Asiatic toad)
Lineage: Eukaryota; Metazoa; Chordata; Amphibia; Anura; Bufonidae
Product: serine/threonine-protein phosphatase 6 regulatory subunit 3-A-like
Exons: 13
Coding region: 353-1714 (453 amino acids)
Cellular component (GO): nucleus; cytosol
Molecular function (GO): protein phosphatase binding; protein phosphatase regulator activity
Source: RefSeq, a predicted model, not a curated record